AUGAAACUCUUAUCAGUCUUAUUUAUUAUUUUCUUCACUUUAGCUUUUGCAUAUGGUUGUAAAGACGAACCUUGUGGUGCUGAUGAAGUUAGUUUUACCUCACAGGAUAUAUGCUUUUGUGUUGAAGAGAAGUAUUUCUAUGAUAUAUCAGUAUCAAUUUUCCUAAAAUCACAAUGGGAUAAAUCUGGAACUCAUUAUGGUCAAUAUGAAAUUCGACUUUUUAAUAAAAGGGAUACUGGUGCCUCAUCAGUUUCCGUAUCUCUUGGUCCAAGCAUUAUUACCACUGGUUUCCAAAUAUCCGGGGAAUACAAUAGUAUCACUAUUCCAAGAAUUGAAAAAAAAAAUUCCUAUUUUUUUAGUGUAACUUCAAUUGGUAGAGAUUUUCCAAAAAUUGGCAUUAGAUCAGUUACUUAUUAA
Messenger RNA from Dictyostelium discoideum AX4, 417 nucleotides. RefSeq lists its product as hypothetical. NCBI's taxonomy places the organism in Eukaryota, Evosea, Eumycetozoa, Dictyosteliales, Dictyosteliaceae. The record is from RefSeq and is a predicted model, not a curated record. Bases 1 to 417 code for a protein of 138 amino acids. The transcript has 2 exons.